Messenger RNA from Ctenocephalides felis (cat flea), 1563 nucleotides. RefSeq names its product putative fatty acyl-CoA reductase CG5065. The coding region runs from base 2 to 1525 and encodes 507 amino acids. NCBI's taxonomy places the organism in Eukaryota, Metazoa, Arthropoda, Insecta, Siphonaptera, Pulicidae. Gene Ontology annotation, molecular function: alcohol-forming very long-chain fatty acyl-CoA reductase (NADP+) activity. Gene Ontology annotation, biological process: long-chain fatty-acyl-CoA metabolic process. Gene Ontology annotation, cellular component: peroxisome. The transcript is spliced from 7 exons. The record is from RefSeq and is a predicted model, not a curated record.
UAUGGAGUCGCCAAUCCAAAAAUUCUACAAUGGCCGGACGAUUUUCGUGACUGGUUCAUCUGGUCUUAUGGGCAAAGUUUUGGUGGAAAAACUACUUUUCAGUUGCCCAAAUGUUGAGAAAAUUUACAUGCUAAUCAGGCCCAAACGUGGCAAAAACGCUUCGCAGAGGAUUGAAGCAAUCUGGCAAUUACCGGCCUACAAAAGGUUGCGCGAAAAGCGUCCCGAAGCUCUUGCCAAGAUGAUCCCAGUAGAAGGUGAUGUAACAUUGGACAGAUUAGGAGUCGAGCCCAAUCUUCUCAAGAAGGUCAUCAACGAAACUAGUCUUGUAUUUCACUUUGCUGCCACUUUAAAACUCGAAGCCGAACUAAAAGAUUCGGUCACCAUGAAUUUGAUUGGAACCAGAAACGCUCUGGAAGUCUGCAAAGAAAUGCCUAAUUUAAUCUCAUUCAUCCAUUUGUCAACUGCCUUCUGUUACACCGAUCAGAAAGUUCUUUUCGAAAAGGUGGUUGAUUCACCACACAAUGUUCAUGAUGUGAUGCGUUGUAUGGAGUGGAUGGAAAAUGAGACUGUUAAUAAAAUGACACCAUCCUUAAUAGCACCACAUCCUAAUACUUACACUUAUACGAAAAGACUUGCUGAAUCUUUGGUCAAGGAACAUUUUCCUGAUAUGCCUGUGUGCAUUGCCAGGCCUAGCAUAGUUACUCCGUCCUAUGUGGAACCAGUUGAAGGUUGGGUUGACAACCUUAAUGGACCUGUAGGCAUAAUUGUGGGCUGUGGAAAGGGUGUCAUUCGUUCUAUGUACUGCUUCCCUGAAUUGUACGCCCAAGUCAUACCCCUCGAUUUUGCCACCAAUGGUUUAGUCUCGAUUGCGUGGAAGAACGGAACUCAACCCAAACCCGCAGACAUUCCAGUUUUCAAUGUAACAAACAUGAACGAGAAGCAAAUGAUGAACUGGGGUCAAGUUUUGGAAACAGGAAGAGAUUUGGGCAGAAAAUAUCCAUUCGAAGGAGCAGUUUGGUAUCCAAAUGGCAACAUCAGGAAUAACAAAUUGAUUCACCAAAUAUGUGUUUUCCUCUUCCACAUCAUACCAGCUUACUUUAUCGACUUUAUGAUGCUCAUCUUCAGACAGAAAAGAUUCAUGGUGCGUAUCCAGAAACGAAUUUCAGAUGGAUUAGAUUUGUUGCAAGAAUUCACAACAAGACAAUGGAUUUUUGAUACUACCGAAUUUGCUAAAUUGUGGGCCGAAAUGACACCGAUGGAUAAAAAGAUGUUUUCUGUGAUGGACGAAAGUGGUGAUGUCACAGAAUAUGUGAAGAAGUGCAUUAUUGGUGCCAAGCAGUUCUGCAUGAAGGAAAAGCUGGAGAAUCUGCCCAAAGCUAGGAUGCAACACCGAUUCCUUUACGUAUUGGAUGUUGUGACCAAACUCGGUCUGGUGUACUGGUUCAUCACCAUGUUUUUGUCCUGGACUGGUCUGGACGUCACCUUUAACGAAUAUUACAGCCGGGCAGUACAAGUUGUCGAAUAAAAAUAAUCACCUGUUAAGAAAUGUUUUCAUAAUUAAAA